UUGGUCAAACAGCUCAACAAUACUUCGCAGUGGUCAGAAGGAACGCUAAUAUUUGGGAGUUAGAUACAAUUAUUUAUCCUACUAUUGCUCGCAUAGAUCUUCAAAUUCAAGAUCAAAUGUAAGCGUGUAGUUCCAAACAAGUACUUCCCAAAUAUUGGUCACACAUUUAUUAUAUUUCCUAUUGCAUGGAUAACGUUUGCUCGGACAAACGUACAUUUUUUCAGACUCCCAGCUUCAGGCAAGAAAGGAUGACUCCACUCCAGCCCUUCUUCUUGUUCCUGCUGCUGCUGCUGCCUCUGGCCUCAACACUGGAGCCUCGCAGAUUCCUGCCUUAUGACAGUGACAAUACUCACACGUUUCAUGAGGAGGGAGUGUUCGACUACUCCACCAUGCUGCUGAGGGAGGACCUGGACCUGCUGGUGGUGGGUGCCAGCGGGAUGCUGUACGCUCUCCACCUCAAUGACAUCUCCAAGAAAAACGACUCAGUGAAAUGGGACGUGACACCGCAGCAGGUCUUGAAGUGUGAAGCUAAAACCAUCCAUGCAGCUACUGACUGCAGGAACCAGAUCAAAACCCUCCUGAAAACUCAGGACGACCGGAUGUUAGUGUGUGGAACCAAUGCACGGGAUCCACGGUGUGAUCACAUGUCAUACGUGGAUGGGAAGUUGACUCUUGAGGGGAAAGAAGAGAGUGGAGAAUUCAAGUGUCCAAAUGAUCCUUCUGAGAGCUCUGCCUCACUCAUGAUCGGAAACAAUGUGUACUCAGCCACUGAAUCUGUCUUCUCACGAAGUCCUCCAAACUUUGUGCGGACAUUAGAAAACAAAAACACUUUCACUGAUCCCAAAUUUGUGGCCAUGGAGAUGAUUCCUGAGAGUGAAAACAGUGACACUGGAGAUGAUGACAAGAUCUACCUGUUCUUCAGUGAGAAAGGUGUGGACUAUCAAACCUACAAACCCACGCUUCUUAGCUGCGUGGCUCGAGUCUGCAAGGGAGACCUUGGAGGUCAGGGUUCUCUCCAUCAAAGAUGGACGUCCUUAAUUCAGGCCAGACUACAAUGUCCAGUUCCAGGGUCCAAAUGGCCUUUAAUAAUCCAGGACAGCUACCGCUGGUGUGACCCCCAACAAGACUGGAAGUCAUGUCUGUUCUUUGCUGUCUUCACAUCACAGACUUGGCCAUCAGUUGUGUCGGCAGUGUGUGUCUACAGUGUGACUGACAUCAGCAGAGAGUUUUCCGGGGGACAUUUUCUGAACACAGAUUUGAAUAUGAGGAAACCAUUCAAAGGGCCUCGACCAGGCUCGUGCAUCGAUAAUGCAGCACGGAAGGCUGGCAUCAAUCAGAGUUUGCUCCUCCCACCCGAGACCCUUGAGUUUAUGAAGAAGAAUCUCAUCAUGAAGGACAACAUCCAGCCAGUAGGAGGGAAAGCGUCACUGGUGACAGAGAGAGGGGAAUUCACACGCAUCAUCGUCGACCAAGUUCAGACGACAGAUGGUGACAGCCAUCAUGUGAUGUUCAUCGGCACAAAGAAAGGAACCAUCCUUAAAGCAGUCAACUACGAUGGAGAGAUGUUCAUCAUCCAAGAAGUUCAAGUCUUUAAGACCCCGGAGCCGAUCAAGAUUCUCAAGUUCUCCAGCGUCAGGCGUCAGAUCUACGCAGGCUCAGACUCUGGAGUCGUGCAGGUGUCAGCGUCCUCCUGUGGAAGAUCUUUGUCUUGCGUGGACUGUGUUCUUGCCAGAGACCCUUACUGUGGCUGGGACCAAGCUGCUGGCCGAUGUACUGCUCUGUCUGCUGCACCCAGUCUCCUGCUCCAGAGUGUUAAAGAAGGCAACGCCUCUCUGUGUCCCAAAACUGAAGUCCAAACUGAGAAGAAAUCCCUCGCUGCUCCUGGGUAUCUGAAGCUUCUCUGCUCUUCAGAAUCAAAGCUGGCUACAAUCAGGUGGGAGAAAGAUCAUUCUCCACUGGUCUCUUCACCUCGUCGUCUGGAGCUAGAAGAUGGACUGUUCAUCCUGAAUGUCUCAAAGUCUGACGCUGGUCUCUACCGCUGCCUCUCUGUGGGGAGGUCCAGAGAGGAUGAAUACAUAACUGUAAUUGCCCAGUACAAUGUUACCAUCGAGGAAGAAACCAGAGAAGCUCAGGUUGAGCCGUACAAUUACCCUGUCCUUGCUCAGCAGAUUGGGUUGGUGCUGGCCAUCUGGGCUUUCUUUGGGAUCCUAAUCUGGAACUUCUACAAAGGUUACUUGCGCCUUUCUUGUAUGUGCAGCAGACCAGGAUCAGAUGUAGAUCAGGAAUCUCCUGUAUGCACAAACAGCAAGGAUCAGCCAGAAAAUGAAGAAAAUGACAUGUCCACUGAAGUCUAAUUCUUAGAGGUGAACCAACGUCUCCAAGACCUGUAUUUAUUUUCGAUUUGCUAUCCAUUAAUAUUUGUCUUAUACUUGUUUUUUAAGAUACGGCUACUCUUGGGAACAUUAUUGAGGUGUAGAGAGAAAAACACUUUUGUCAUGCUGAUACUGGGUUUAUUAUGUUGCUUUUACUGACUGACAAUAAUUCCUCAUUUAAAAUGUUUUUGUUGAAAUAUUCAUUACAUCUUGGUUUUAUAUUAUUUCAUGUCAAUAAAGAUUUAAACUGGA
Messenger RNA from Synchiropus splendidus (mandarinfish), 2624 nucleotides. RefSeq names its product semaphorin-4E-like. The record is from RefSeq and is a predicted model, not a curated record. Gene Ontology annotation, biological process: negative regulation of axon extension involved in axon guidance; negative chemotaxis; neural crest cell migration. Lineage: Eukaryota; Metazoa; Chordata; Actinopteri; Syngnathiformes; Callionymidae. Gene Ontology annotation, molecular function: semaphorin receptor binding; chemorepellent activity. The coding region runs from base 186 to 2354 and encodes 722 amino acids. The transcript is spliced from 14 exons.